Molecule: messenger RNA, 855 nt
Organism: Selaginella moellendorffii
Lineage: Eukaryota; Viridiplantae; Streptophyta; Lycopodiopsida; Selaginellales; Selaginellaceae
Product: V-type proton ATPase subunit C
Exons: 6
Coding region: 1-855 (284 amino acids)
Biological process (GO): proton transmembrane transport
Cellular component (GO): vacuolar proton-transporting V-type ATPase, V1 domain
Molecular function (GO): proton-transporting ATPase activity, rotational mechanism
Source: RefSeq, a predicted model, not a curated record
AUGGCAUUGGCCGUGACGCGCUACUGCCUCGUCUCGCUCCCGGUGCUCGAAUCGGCAGCUGCGACAUGGGCAGCAUUGCAGCAAGGGAUCUCCAGAGUCGCCUUCGACACACCGACUUACAAGAUCAAUGGCGUGGUGGAGGGAGUGACACACAAGAUUCGUCGCCAGAUCGAGGAUUUGGAUCAUCACGCUGGAGUGGAAGCGAGCGCUCUUACAGUCGAUGGGAUUUACGUGGGACGAGGCGAAAUUAGAGUAGCAGAGUACACGAAUGUGAAAACACAACUCAGUGCUAUCAAUCGCAGGCAAACUGGAAGGUCUGUCGCGGUCAUUCGUGCUGGAAAAACUGAGUUUUUGGUUCUUUGUAGCAUGGCCGCGCGUGACAUCUCCAACCUGGUGAAGCCGUCCGACGUUAUCAGCACGGAGCACCUGGUGACUUUAGUGGUGGUAGUCUCAAAGUUUUCGCAAAACGAAUGGCUAAAGAGCUACGAAAGUCUCACUGACUUUGUGGUAAGACAGCGCGCUCUAACCGACAAGAUUUUGAUCAAAACGUUUCAGGUUCCUCGAUCAUCUGCGAAGCUACACGAGGACAACGAGUAUGCUCUGUACACCGUGAUCCUCUUUCGCAAGGUAGCAGACAACUUCAAAUCAGCUGCACGAGAGAGAGGCUUCCAGGUUUUCAGUGCGUGGAUGCACAUAUGUGCCAUCCGGAUCUUUGCCGAGAGUAUUUUGAGAUACGGCCUUCCUCCAAAUGGCUUUUGGAAAUCUGACGAAGAUGGUGGUGGCGUGGCUGGAAUCGUGGGAGGAGAAGUGGAAGCUCAUCCAUAUGUAUCGUUCACUUUAAACUUGGCUGGAUGA